This is a messenger RNA of Sclerotinia trifoliorum, 1930 nucleotides long. The record is from the annotation of a GenBank genome assembly. Lineage: Eukaryota; Fungi; Ascomycota; Leotiomycetes; Helotiales; Sclerotiniaceae.
AAACUCAUUUGCAUCUUCGACCCAUAUUCCCAAGACGACCCUUUGUUACAACUUUUCAACUCUACAAACAACAUUUACUUAAGAAUAGACGCAGAUCCCCUUGAAUUUCCAUACUUCAAUACUUCAUUGCCAUCUCUUUCUAUCUCCCUCUCAGACAAAUACACCACUCGCUCCAUUUCCUUAUUAUUCUCUAUUGAAACCCUUUAAUUACCUACCUUUCAGCCAAAUAAUCGUCGAUCUCAUUGCAUCAUCACAAUGGGUCUCUUUUCACGAAAAGACAAGAACUCCUCUCCUGCUCCGGCGGCGAAUCCUUAUGCCACUCCACAACCUCAAGCCGAUCCUUACGCGCAAGAUAACAAAUAUGCCAACAUGCCCGCCCAGUCUACUCAAUCUCCAUAUCAAUCAGCCAGACAGCAGCAGUAUACCGCUCCAGGAACCGGGAAUCCCCCUGACGGCCCUCGAGGUGGAAUGGGCGGCUCCAAUCCUCGAGCUCCAGCUCCAAACGGUGGUGGUUACGGAUCAGAUAAAUAUGGCAGCGGUGGUGGAUAUGGCGCAAACCGAUACGAUGGCCCCUCCGCCAAUUCGGGAUCAAAAUAUGGUCCCGCUGGUUAUGGUGGCUUGGGACGAACAAAGAGCAAUGAUACAACUACGACGGAGGACAACAAGAAUGAGCUAUUCGGUGGCGCCAAGGAUAGAUACGCACAAAAGGCAGCUGCCAGCUCUGAUCGACCUCCGCCAUAUGGUGCCCAGUCAGAUUCCGGCCCAUCAACUGGAGGCGGAUAUGGGGCUUAUGGAGAAGAAAGACAGCUUACCGCCGAAGAAGAGGAAGAGGAAGAUGUACAGGCAACCAAGGCUCAAAUCAGGGCCAUGAAGCAAGAAGAUGUUUCAUCUACCCGAAACGCACUGAGAAUCGCGGCCCAAGCUGAGGAGACCGGCCGUGCUACUUUGGCUCGUCUAGGUGCACAAGGUGAACGUAUCCAUAAUACUGAAAAGAACUUGGAUCUCGCUGCCAACCAUAACCGACUCGCUGAGGAGAAGGCUAAAGAAUUGAAAACUCUCAACAAGAGUAUGUUCGCCGUCCAUGUAUCUAACCCGUUCACGGCAAAGUCAAGAAAAGCUCAACGAGAUGAGGAUGUUAUCAACAAACAUAGAUCAGAACGCGACCAGCGUGAGGAGACUAGAAAUGCAGCUUUUGCAUCUUCACAAAGAAUGGAGGCAAACUUCAGGGAACUUCAGCCAGGAGAUGUUGGAUAUCGAGCAACAGCCACCAAGGCCAGUCUUGCAGAGAGGUCCAAAUAUCAAUUCGAAGCCGACUCUGAGGAUGACGAAAUGGAGAAUGAAAUUGACUCCAACUUGGAUGCUCUUGGCCAUGCUGCUGGAAGAUUGAACCUACUGGCUAAGGCCACUGGUCGCGAAGUUGAUGACCAGAACAAACACAUCGAGAGAAUCAUUGGCAAGGUACGUCAUCAUAUACUCAUGUUUGCCCCAUAUAAUUGCUAACUAUGUCUCAGAGCGACCGUGUCGACGAUCAAAUCGCUAUGAACAGAGCCAGAUUGGACCGCAUUCACUAAAAUUCAUCUUCGUUCACAUGUGCUCACUAAUAUCACCAUGUUUCAUUUUCAUCAUAAACUUCCCUCAACAAGUUAGACUGCCAGCGGCGUGUAGUACACCGUGAUAAUCCAUUCGAAAAUACAUUGGAAUAGCCGAUCAAGACUGAGUCAUGGGAAAACACCGUAAAAAUGCUCUAUCAUGGUUGCUAGCGGGAUUUUCGGGGCGGCAGCGUACCACAUUACAAUCUAGGAGUUUUGGUUGCAUGCAUGGGUUUCACAAGGUUUUUGAGGGUGGGAUACCUAGUUCACUUUGUUGUUUUUAUGUAUAGAUACAGCGUUUGCCAAUUGAAAUCUUCAUAUGAUAUCCUCUUCGAAAUGCU